AUUAGUUCUGACAAAAUGAAACCUCAAGUGGUGAUCUGCAUUUCGUUUGUGGUAGCACUCGGCGCCUUGACCAGUGCUUACAAUGGCGACGGGCAGCCAGGCUGUCGUACCCAAGAGGAAGUGGACAUUGGCAUCUUUCGCGAUAAUUGGGAUGCCACAUCCUACUGGAAGUGCGAGAAGUUAAACGAGCCGGCCAGCCGCUGGCGUUGUCCUUCCGAGACGGGCUUUAUGGAUAGUCUGAAGGAUUGCGUCAAUUGGGAUGAGUGGAAAUGGGAGAAACCGGCCGCACCGCUCAGUGAGGUUGUUGAUGAAUAAGGAAACUCCAAAACAUAGUGACAUAUUAUUAUUGUCAUAAUAUUAAAAGUAAAAUUACGAAAUUGCGCUAAGCGAAAAAAAACGCAACAAAAUGAAUAAUGAAAGCAUAUGUGUAAAAAAUUGAA
Scaptodrosophila lebanonensis is the source of this 440-nucleotide messenger RNA. RefSeq lists its product as uncharacterized. The transcript has a single exon. Lineage: Eukaryota; Metazoa; Arthropoda; Insecta; Diptera; Drosophilidae. The record is from RefSeq and is a predicted model, not a curated record. Bases 16 to 315 code for a protein of 99 amino acids. Gene Ontology annotation, molecular function: chitin binding.